ACUUGGACACAGCGCUCGCUGCCCGCCCAGGCGGGGACAGCGGCGUCAACAGGGCAGGGCGGGGCGGCCGGAGGAGACCAGCUGCGACGUGGGACGGACGCUCCCGGGGACCUCAGCCAGCCAUGGAGACCCGGCGGCGGCUGCCCGGCCUCUUGCUGCUCCUGUGUCUGCUGCCGCGCGCCCCAGCUCAGGGAGACUUUGACCUGGCGGACGCCCUGGAUGACCCAGAACCGACCCCGAAGCCAGGCUCAGAUAUCUACCCCAAGCCCAGGCCCCCUCACGGCCCCCAGCCUGCAAACCCCGACAGCGGAGGCAAUAUCUACCCAAGGCCGAAACCCCAGCCUCGCCCACAGCCUGGGAGCUCCGAUAACAGCGGAGGAGGGUACCAUCACAACGACGAUGAUGGACGCUACCCGCCCAGGCCCAGGCCGCCCGCAGGAGGAGGUGGCGGCGGCGGUGGAUACAGCGGUGGACAUGGUGACUACGGACACACAGACGGUGCGUCAUGUGGGCGCUGGGCAGCGGGGACCCAGAUGCUGGAAUUUCUGGUUCCCCUUGGGGUCCGCCUGGGCCUGGUAUCUGGGGUCCUCGGUCAGCUGGGCCGCCUCGGCUGGGGCCAGGGACUCUGAGCAUCUAUCUGUGCUGGGAGGACCCCGUCUGUCCCCCGGGAACCCAGGCUCUGCACCCACAGCGUUGUUUAAUGGGGAGCGAGACUCUGAUGCAGCGUCACCUGAAGGAGCCCACGC
Ictidomys tridecemlineatus (thirteen-lined ground squirrel) is the source of this 746-nucleotide messenger RNA. NCBI's taxonomy places the organism in Eukaryota, Metazoa, Chordata, Mammalia, Rodentia, Sciuridae. The record is from RefSeq and is a predicted model, not a curated record.